AUUCUGCCCCCCGUGCCACCAGAGCCCCAGGGAUCCUCGGUGCCACCACCUGCCCCACGGUCUCGGUGCCAUGCAGAUCCUGAGGUGCCCAGCCCAGCUGCGGCUUCUGGAGGAGACCCUGCGGAAGAGCCUGCCCACCACCCUGCCGGUCCUGGGGACUGUGAUGACGGUGGCCCGGGGGAACCCAGCCGCCCACGAGGUGCUGGUGGACUCCUGGCCCGAUUUUGGCAUCGUCCUGACCCGCCUGCGCCCAGAGGAGCACAAGGACCCCAGGGAUCACUACACCAACCAACUGGCCGUGUUCUAUCGGGACAAGGGGGCCCUGCAGGCGCUUCUGGGGGGCACCGAGGCGGUGGUCCAGGCACGAGCCUUCCAGAUACUGGGGCUGCAGGAGGGGCUGGAUGAGGCUGUGCGGGAGGCGGCCGGUGCCAAGGGGCUGCACGUGGAGACCAUCCGGUACCUGGGACUGAUGAGCCCUGAGCCCCCCCGACCCCGUGGGCAGUUGCCCCCGGGCCUGCGCCUGGCGCCCGUGUCCCCGUCCCACGUCCCGCUGCUCAACGCCACGUGGGCCCUGGGUGGUAACGCCCGCAGCCGGGCCUUCCUGCUGGGGCUGGUGCGGGCGCUGCCCUCCGCCUGCCUGCUGGGCCCGCGCGGCCGCCCCGUGUCCUGGACCCUGCUGGACGCCCAGGGCUGCCUGCGCCACGGCUACACGGUGCCUGCCUGGCGCGGCCGCGGCCUCACCGGCCUCACCAUGGCCGCCAUGGGCCGGGGGCUGCACGCCCGCGGCUUCCCCAUCUACUGCACCGUGCUGCCCCACAACAGGGCCGCGCUCAGCGCCCUGGGCGCCAUCGGCUUCGUCACACAGCCCGGAACCUUCCACGUCAUCGUGGGGACACCCAAGUAGCGCCCGGGGA
Molecule: messenger RNA, 914 nt
Organism: Pipra filicauda (Wire-tailed manakin)
Lineage: Eukaryota; Metazoa; Chordata; Aves; Passeriformes; Pipridae
Product: glycine N-acyltransferase-like protein 3
Exons: 5
Coding region: 71-904 (277 amino acids)
Cellular component (GO): mitochondrion
Molecular function (GO): glycine N-acyltransferase activity
Source: RefSeq, a predicted model, not a curated record